AUGACAGCCCGUUGGCCACUCGUUGUCUUCUACAACAUUCUCGACGUGUCUGCAUACAACUCUUUUGUCCUAUGGUCUGAAAUCAAGCCAGCCUGGAAUCAGGGAAAGUACAACAAGAGAAGGCUCUUCAUGGAGGAGCUUGGGCGACAACUGGUGAUACCUCACAUCAAGCGACGCAAGGUUAUUCCCCGCACGUCAGCCGCUGUCAAAUGGUUAAGGAAUCCAGCAGGUCUCCUCCAGCUCUACCUCUGCAGCAGCUCCCCCUCUCCCAGUUCCCUCAUGCCGACCAGCCUUCCUCGCCCAUUACCCAAAGGAGUAGGUGCAAAUUCUGCCCUCGCCGAAGUGAUUUCAAACAUCCAAAAUGUGCCAAAAUGCAAUGCAUACAUCUGCAAAGAUCACGCCAUUACUACCUGCCUCGCAUGCAAACUGAGGGCUCAUUCAGACUAA
Molecule: messenger RNA, 447 nt
Organism: Coregonus sp. 'balchen'
Lineage: Eukaryota; Metazoa; Chordata; Actinopteri; Salmoniformes; Salmonidae
Source: the annotation of a GenBank genome assembly